AUGUCCCUCCCAUUAGAAUACUCAGUCACUUUACCAGAUGGUCAAACCUACAACCAACCAUCAGGUUUAUUCAUCAACAAUGAAUUCGUAAAGUCCAAGUCUGGAGAAAUUAUUGAAUCCUAUAAUCCAUCCACCAGUGAAGUCAACGGUAGGGUAUACGCCGCCGGUCCAGAAGAUGUCGAUCUUGCAGUCAGUGCCGCCCGUAAAGCAUUCAAAUCAUGGAAAAAAGUCAAAGGUGAUGAACGUGGAAGACUCUUAUAUAGAUUCGCCGAUGCCAUGGAAAAACAAGCAGAAUUGAUCACGGCAAUUGAAGCUUGGGAUUCUGGGAAACCAAAAGUUAACAAUGCAGCUUAUGAUAUUCAAGGUUCAAUUGAUAUUUUUAGAUAUUAUGCUGGUUGGGCUGAUAAAGUUCAAGGUAGAGUUAUUCAAAAUGAUAGUUCAAGAUUAGGAUAUACUAUACAUGAACCAUUUGGUGUUUGUGGACAAAUCAUUCCAUGGAAUUAUCCUAUUGCUAUGGCUACUUGGAAGAUUGCUCCUGCUUUAGCUGCUGGUAAUGUAGUUGUGUUGAAGACAAGUGAACUUACUCCCCUUUCUUUAUUAUUUUUAGCACAAUUAUUUAGAGAUGUUGGAUUCCCACCAGGUGUUGUUAAUAUCAUUUCUGGUUAUGGUCCUGUUGCUGGUUCCGCAUUGGCUUCCCAUUUAGAUGUUGAUAAGAUUGCAUUCACUGGUUCUACUGCCACUGGUGCUGCGAUUCAAAAGGCAGCUUCAGCAAAUAUGAAGGCUGUUACUUUGGAGUUAGGUGGAAAAUCUCCUAUGAUUAUCAGAGCUGAUGCUGAUUUAGAACAAGCCGCUAAAUGGGCUGCUCUUGGUAUUAUGUCGAAUCAAGGACAAAUCUGUUCUGCCAAUUCAAGACUUUAUGUUCAUGAAUCAGUUUAUGAAAAAUUCCUUGAAAUCUUUGCCCAAGUUGUUGAAAGAGAUUACAAACAAGGUGAUAUGUUUGAUUCAGAAGCUGUUGUUGGACCACAAGUUUCAAAAUUACAACAUGAUAAAGUGUUGAAAUAUAUUGAAAUUGGUAAACAAGAAGGUGCAAGAGUUAUAACUGGAGGUGAAAAGAAUACUACUGGUGAUUUAGCCAAGGGUUAUUAUGUCAAGCCUACCAUUUUUGCUGAUGUUGAUUCUAGUAUGAGAAUUGUUCAAGAAGAAAUCUUUGGACCUGUUGUUGUGGUUGGAAAAUUCUCAACUGAUGAAGAAGUAAUUAAAACUGCCAAUAAUUCCCAAUAUGGUUUAGCCGCUAUGAUUUUCACUAAAGAUCUUAGUGUUGCUCAUACAAUGGCUGCUGAUUUGGAAGCAGGUAUGGUUUGGAUUAAUGAAAGUAAUUCUGCUGAUGGUCGUAUGCCAUUUGGUGGGGUUAAAAUGAGUGGUAUUGGUAGAGAGUUAGGUGAAUAUGGUUUGAACAUGUAUACCCAAGCUAAGGCUGUCCAUGUCAACCUUACCAAUAAGUUAUAA
Hemisphaericaspora subhashii is the source of this 1506-nucleotide messenger RNA. RefSeq lists its product as uncharacterized. The transcript has a single exon. Gene Ontology annotation, molecular function: aldehyde dehydrogenase (NAD+) activity. Gene Ontology annotation, biological process: aldehyde metabolic process. Lineage: Eukaryota; Fungi; Ascomycota; Pichiomycetes; Serinales; Debaryomycetaceae. The record is from RefSeq and is a predicted model, not a curated record. The coding region runs from base 1 to 1506 and encodes 501 amino acids.